AAUCAGGGUUAUUAGUGAGAAAAAGAUCAAGAAUGUUGCCAUUAACAUGAGUACUGAAAUCCACUAGUUGAAAGCAAUUAUUAUCGUCAACAAUAUCAAGAAAUUGAUGAGAAUAAUCAGAAGUAGCACUGUGAGUGGCCCAACAAAUGUCUGGCAUGUUGAGGUCGCCACAGACCACAACAAACCCACACGGAUAACAAGAAAGGAAUUUAUUGUAGUAGUUUUUAAUACAUUCUCGCAGUAAAAAAGUUUCUAGUCUGUAACUAGAAUCAGUAGGAGGGUUAUAAACAUUCAGAAUAAGCAACGAAACAGUGGUACUGCACACAGUACACGCACAAGCAAAAUCGUAGCCAUCCAAAGUUGAAUCAAUAAAUAAUAAAUUACUGCUGUUACGCUGAAAAAUAUCUACACCGCCAUGAGAGCCAUUUACUCUAUCAUAUCUAGAGACCAGCUUGUAAUCCCAAUUUGGAAGAAUUUUUUCAUCUAAAAUAUCCUUGUGAAGCCACGUUUCUGUUAGUCACAAAACUUCAGAGAAUGACAGCUGCCACAGAUUCGACUGAAGGGAGAAGAGAGGGGAGCAAUGAUAGCAAGAAGAGUGUUGCAGUGUUCACUGUGAAUAAUGAAGUGGGCUUCAGAGUGGCCAUGGGGCUCAGCUCCCACUACAGAGUGAAAGCUGUGAUUUUGAGUGAUGGUGGGGAUGAUAGCAGGUCAGAAUCAUUGAAAGAAAAUGGAGUUGAAGUGCACAUUGCAGACGAAUUCAACAAAGAGACUGUGUUCAAUAUCCUGCAUGGAUGCUACGCCUGUUUCCUAGCCACGAAAACAGUGUUCACAGAACCAAACUUCCAACAAAAUGAGAUUGAGAGGGGAAUCUUAGUGGUGGAGCAAUGUAAGGCAGCCAAUAUCUCCCAUUUAAUACAUUUGACACAUGUGACUGUGGAAUUCUCUAUUGGAAUUCUGGCCAGACAAAAUGACGCCAAGGAGUUCAUAGAGCGACAGAUCAGAAAACUGGCCAUACCAUCCACAGGACUAAUUCUUCCAGUGCCUUAUGAAGUUCUCUUCACAGUGCACAAACCAGUCAGAUACAGUGGCCACAAAUAUUUUCUCAAAAUCCCAAUGGGAGAGACUGCCUUCGACGGCAUCAGUUUGGAGCAUGUAGGAGAGAUAGUGGGGGGCAUUCUGGCCCAGGGACCGAAAGCAUUCGGCAAGGACUACGCAGUGUCUGCCGGCAAACUCACUGUGGAAGAGAUGGCAUCCAUCAUGAGUCGGCAGCUCCAUCCAGCCGACAUCAGAGACGCCAAAAUGACUGUGAAUGAGUUGCGACAACAAGGGGCGGAAACGCCGGGGAGUGAGGACAUUGCAAACAUGUAUGAGUUCAUGAGCAGGAUGGACUUGAGACACAACAUCGACCUCACCCGCUCCCUCUGUCCAUCUUUACUAUCAUUCGACCAGUGGGUGUCCAAACAAAGAGACCAAUUCAAGCACAUCCUCACACAGAACAAAUGACAAACGAACUCACUAAAAAACGACCUACAAAUAUAGACCCAAUCGCUGUAUUAUUAACUAAUUAAAACUAUCUAUCGCA
Molecule: messenger RNA, 1582 nt
Organism: Symsagittifera roscoffensis
Lineage: Eukaryota; Metazoa; Xenacoelomorpha; Acoela; Convolutidae
Product: nmrA-like family domain-containing protein 1
Exons: 6
Coding region: 535-1503 (322 amino acids)
Cellular component (GO): nucleus
Source: RefSeq, a predicted model, not a curated record